AUGUACACGGCAGACAGAGCAGAAGAUGCAAUUCUUCUUGAGGAGCAGCAGAGCUGCAUGCAGUGCAGCGACAGCAGCAGCAGUAGCAGCAGCAGCAAAAGCAUCAAACCGCACAUGCGCAGCGGCGGCGACAGCCGCAGCCGCAGCCGCAGCAACAGCAACAGCAACAGCAGCAGCAACAGCAGCAGCAGGCCUGCUAGCGACAAGCGUGGGGGCCCCCGGCCCUCCGAGUCCCCUGCUGCUGCUGUUUGUUUAAAGAAAAAGAAGAAGCAAAAAGAGUUUAAUUGGGGGCAGCAGCAGCAGCAGCGCGUGCUGCUGAAGAUAGCAUACAAUGGGGAAGCCUACGCGCGCCAGAGGUGCGAACAUCCCAAAGCCGUAGAUGAGGGCCCCCAAACCUUUUUCUUCAAAUCUGCACGAAGCAAUAUCUCCCUGUGGGGCCUCUCCUUGGCUGAGCGGGAAAAAGCGACGGUCCUGGAGCCCUUCAGGUUUGACUGUUUAUAUCGGGUGUAUAAAUACUUUUUUAAUGUGAAGGGGCUGGACUUGCAAAAGAUGCAAUUAGCUGCUCGUCGCUUUAUCGGCCUGCAUAACUUUCUUCGUUUUUGCAAGAUUGAUAAGAAGCAAGAGAGGAGUCUUUGGCGGCGAAUUAUUCGGUUUGACGUGGAGACACAAGGAGACACUUUUGCUGCUGCGACCAUCGUAGGGGUCCGCUUUAUGAUGGCGGCCCUCAUGGAGGUGGGCAGCGGCGCUCAGCCCGAAACUUUUAUUUCGGAUUUGUUAAGGGAAGGAGAAGAGACAGAAAAAGAAGCACAAGAAGCUGUUGCUGCUUCAGCUGCUGCUUCUGCUGCUGCUGCUGCUGCUGCUGCUGAGGCACCUGCAGCAGCAGCAGCAGCAGGCAGCAAGCGGGGGAAGACAGCAGCGGCACAACUAGAGGUGCAAGCAGACAGGGGAGGCCGUCAAGGAUUAAGCCCCGCUCCUGCAUGCAAUCUUGUCUUAUACGAUUGCUGUUUUGAGGGCCUCUACUUCAGUCGCUCGGGCGUUGUGAACCUCCUUAUGGAGCCCCAAGGCAGCAGCAACAGCAGCAACAACAACACCAACAACAACAGCAGCAGCAGCAACAGCAACACCAGGAGCAGCAGCAACAGCAACAGCAACGGCAGCAGCAGUUCAGGUGCAAGGGAAGCCGCAGAAGACAGAGACAACACUGAGAGAUACACGAAAGAAGACAGACACAACAAGCAAGACCCUCAACAGCAUCUCUUCGCUGAAAGUGCAAUAAAGCAAAGAACAGAGACGACUCCCCAGCCUGUUGCAGCACCUGCUGCUGCUGCAGAGGUGCAGCAAAGUCGCAGCUGCCACUUUGGGCUGCCCCCGUGCAGCACUGAAGAGUCCCGGACCUUUCAGGUGCAGCCUAUGCACGAGCAGCAGCAGAAGCAGCAGAAGCAGCAGCAACAGAGACGGGGAGCUGUCUGGCAUGCAUACUCCAUUGAAUUUGCUGCCAGGUGUCUAUACACCUGA
This is a messenger RNA of Eimeria acervulina, 1515 nucleotides long. RefSeq names its product tRNA pseudouridine synthase , related. Gene Ontology annotation, biological process: mRNA pseudouridine synthesis; tRNA pseudouridine synthesis. Gene Ontology annotation, cellular component: cytoplasm; nucleus. NCBI's taxonomy places the organism in Eukaryota, Apicomplexa, Conoidasida, Eucoccidiorida, Eimeriidae. The record is from RefSeq and is a predicted model, not a curated record. The coding region runs from base 1 to 1515 and encodes 504 amino acids. The transcript has 6 exons. Gene Ontology annotation, molecular function: RNA binding; pseudouridine synthase activity.